This is a messenger RNA of Debaryomyces hansenii CBS767, 1299 nucleotides long. RefSeq names its product L-rhamnonate dehydratase. Bases 1 to 1299 code for a protein of 432 amino acids. The record is from RefSeq and is a predicted model, not a curated record. Gene Ontology annotation, biological process: carbohydrate catabolic process. Gene Ontology annotation, molecular function: magnesium ion binding; L-rhamnonate dehydratase activity. The transcript has a single exon. NCBI's taxonomy places the organism in Eukaryota, Fungi, Ascomycota, Pichiomycetes, Serinales, Debaryomycetaceae.
AUGUCUGUUAAAGAAUUUCCAAAAAUCAAAUCUGUCAAGACCUACAUUUUAAAUGGAAAAGGAAUUGGCGGUGAUUACCACAAUGUUGAGAGAGGUCAUUGGUUAAUUGAUAAUUCCAUAUCAAAUCCUAUGUCAAAAUUUCCGGAAUAUCGCUCUUCAAGAGUUAGCUGGGGUAUUAAUGUCUUGGGUUCAUUUUGCGUAGAAAUUGAGGCUACAGAUGGUACCCGUGGGUUUGCUACAGGUUUUGGUGGCCCACCAGCAUGUUGGAUGGUUCAGAAUCAUUUCUUAAGAUUCUUAGAAGAGGCUGAUCCAAGGGAUAUUAAUAUUUUGUGGGAUAAAAUGUUUAGGGCUUCUAUGUUUUAUGGACGUAAAGGUAUCACAAUUGCCGUUAUUAGUGUUAUUGAUUUAGCUCUUUGGGAUUUGAUGGGGAAGAUCAGAAAUGAACCGGUUUAUAAAUUAAUUGGAGGUGCUACUAGAGACAAAUUAGAAUUCUACUGUACUGGUUCGAAACCAGAAGCCGCAAAAGAAAUGGGAUUCUGGGGUGGUAAAGUUGCUUUGCCAUACGGGCCAGAUGAAGGUCACAAAGGGUUACAAAAGAACGUUAAGUUCUUAAGGGAUCAUCGCGAGAAGGUUGGCCCAGACUUUCCAUUGAUGGUUGACUGUUAUAUGUCUUUGAAUGUUCUGUAUGCAAUUGAUUUGGCCAAGGCGACUGAAGAUUUGAAUAUUAACUGGUUUGAAGAAGUAUUACACCCAGACGAUAUCGAAGGUUAUGCCCAGUUAAAGAGAGCUUUUCCUAGAAUUAAAUGGACUACUGGUGAACAUGAAUAUACUAGAUAUGGCUUUAGAAAGUUGAUUGAAGGCCGUAAUAUCGAUAUUUUGCAACCUGACGUUAUGUGGGUUGGGGGAUUAACUGAAAUUCUUAAAGUCGCUGCCCAAGCUGCUGCUUAUGAUAUUCCAGUUGUACCACAUGCAUCUGGUCCAUACUCAUAUCAUUUUGUUGUUUCUCAGCAAAAUACUCCAUUCCAGGAAUAUUUGGCGAACUCUCCUGACUCUACAUCUGUUUUGCCAGUAUUUGGCGGAUUAUUUACUGAUGAACCAGUUCCAGUAAACGGAUAUCUUGAUGUUUCUACAUUCGAUAAGCCAGGUUUUGGAUUAACGUUGAAUCCAAAAAUAGAAUUGAUUGAUGCUGACUUCUUAUUAUCUCCUGCACCAGAGAAACCAUUAAAAUUGGCUGAUGGAAAUGCAAAUGGACAUAAAAAUGGAUAUUCUAAUGGUAAGGCCAAUGGAACAGCUAAGUAG